Colletotrichum costaricense is the source of this 1128-nucleotide messenger RNA. Its product is annotated as phosphoglycerate mutase. Bases 1 to 1128 code for a protein of 375 amino acids. The transcript is spliced from 2 exons. Gene Ontology annotation, cellular component: cytosol. Lineage: Eukaryota; Fungi; Ascomycota; Sordariomycetes; Glomerellales; Glomerellaceae. The record is from RefSeq and is a predicted model, not a curated record. Gene Ontology annotation, molecular function: fructose-2,6-bisphosphate 2-phosphatase activity. Gene Ontology annotation, biological process: negative regulation of glycolytic process; regulation of pentose-phosphate shunt.
AUGCACUUAAACGAUGGCUGCGAGGGCUCCACACAAUGCGGCUACAAAAAUCUGAUCGCGCCUCUUUCUCUCCCUCAAUCUUCCACUUUCAUCCUCACGCUUUCUCCUUUCCUGCCCACUGCGGCACCUCAAAAGCAACCCCCCGAGCACAUUCCGAGAAAGGCGCUGUUUGGUGCGCUUGAAAAAGCAGCCAUGGGCGCGGUUCAUCUCUACCUCAUUCGCCACGGCGAAUCCGUCGAUAAUGUCGCGAACCUCUACGCGCUCUUUGUGGGCGUGGCGCGUGUUUGCAGUGCUGGGUCUCGCGACGCACCUUUGACGAACCAUGGCGUCUUGCAAGCCAAGCGCCUGGGUGAACAUCUCGCGACGCGAACCGCUGCGGCCUCGGCCCCCAUCACGCAUGUCUUUUCGUCGAAUCUUCAAAGAGCCCACCGCACUGCGAUGCUAGCAGCCCACACUGGCGAUGGCGAUGCCCAGGCAUCGUCUAGUACCGGCGCGGGGUCCAUACCCUUAACGGUUGGAGUGGCCCCGCUGCAGUUAGCAGAGCUCCGGGAGAAACAUUUUGGAACAGGCGAGGGUCAGAGGUUCGGCGCCCGGUCGUCUGGAGAGAAGCAUGAAGGCGCCGAAGACCACGACUCGAUGCGUGAGCGUGCGGAGCGGUUCGUUGACGAGUACCUCGCUCCUCUCUUCGCUUGCGUCGAAGGAGAGCGAGAUGAAGAGCAAGAGGGUGCCAGCAACGGUACGGAGAGCAUCAUCAUUGUUGCCCAUGGCAUCAUCCUGGGCGUGCUGGCGAGGGUUCUCCUUGCCGCUGGCAACUUUGGGUCUUUGGCAACUGGCACGUCGGACCAGCAACAGCGUUUCUCGUGGACCAACACUGGUUAUCUCUUGAUUCAUAUCAAGUCGAUGCCGGCAGUCGACGCGAAAGAGUCUGCUGGUCUGCGAAGCGGUACGCAGGAACCUAGAUGGCCCCAUCUGAAGCUUGAAAUUGUGGAAGUAAACUGCACCGAACACCUUCGCGGGUUGAAAAAGACGCGCGGAGGGAUUGGCAGCGCAAAAUUUGACGAGAAGCAGAAGACGCUCAGCGCGUUCUUCAAACCGACUGCAUCCAAACGGAAGCACGAGGACAGUUGA